Lepus europaeus (European hare) is the source of this 7437-nucleotide messenger RNA. It is a transcript of the gene AKAP6, whose product is annotated as A-kinase anchoring protein 6. The record is from RefSeq and is a predicted model, not a curated record. Bases 66 to 7028 code for a protein of 2320 amino acids. The transcript has 14 exons. Gene Ontology annotation, molecular function: protein kinase A binding; transmembrane transporter binding. NCBI's taxonomy places the organism in Eukaryota, Metazoa, Chordata, Mammalia, Lagomorpha, Leporidae. Gene Ontology annotation, cellular component: perinuclear region of cytoplasm; sarcoplasmic reticulum.
CAUCAAAAGAAGACGGUGGGAGCAGGAGAUGCUGUUUUGGAAAGAAGUAAGGUUUAGACUUCUCCAUGUUAACCAUGAGUGUGACACUUUCCCCCCUGAGGUCACAAGACCUGGAUCCCAUGGCUACUGAUGCUUCACCCAUGGCCAUCAACAUGACACCCACCGUGGAGCAGGGUGAGGGAGAAGAGGCCAUGAAGGACACAGAUUCCGACCAGCAGUACGAAAAGCCACCCCCACUACACACAGGGGCUGACUGGAAGAUUGUCCUCCACUUACCUGAAAUUGAGACCUGGCUGCGGAUGACCUCAGAGAGGGUCCGGGACCUAACCUAUUCAGUGCAGCAGGACUCGGACAGCAAGCACGUGGAUGUGCACCUAGUGCAACUAAAGGACAUUUGUGAAGAUAUUUCUGAUCAUGUUGAACAAAUCCAUGCCCUCCUGGAAACAGAGUUCUCCUUGAAGCUGCUGUCUUACUCCGUCAAUGUGAUUGUGGACAUUCACGCAGUGCAACUCCUCUGGCACCAGCUCCGAGUCUCAGUGCUGGUUCUGCGGGAGCGCAUUCUGCAAGGUCUGCAGGACGCCAAUGGCAACUACACCAGGCAGACAGACAUUCUGCAAGCUUUCUCAGAAGAGACCAAGGAGGGCCGGCUUGACUCUCUAACGGAAGUGGAUGACUCAGGACAGUUAACCAUCAAAUGUUCUCAGAAUUACUUGUCUCUGGAUUGUGGGAUCACUGCCUUCGAGCUGUCCGACUACAGUCCAAGUGAGGAUCUGCUCGGAGGCCUGAACGACAUGGCCUCCACCCAGGUCAAGGCCAAACCCUUUGACUCUUGGAGCUACAGUGAGAUGGAAAAGGAGUUCCCGGAGCUUAUCCGAAGCGUUGGGUUACUUACAGUGGCUCCUGACGCCAUCCCUGCCGAUGGCAGUGAAGCAGUUAGUGAGGAGGCGCCUCAAGUAUCUCUUCCAGCGGACUCCCAGGGUGGCCGCGAGGAAGACGGCGCUUCUGCAGCCGAAGAGCAGCCAGGCCUGACAUCGGGCGUGGCGGCCUCGGUGCACGCCCUGACCAGUGCUGUGCAGUCUCCUCCUCCGGAGGCUGCGAAGCAAGAGUCCACUUCCUCCUCCCAGCCUGGUGCAAAGAACCAACAGCCUCUUGGUGAGAAUGCAACCCCGAAGCGAUCCAUCAGAGAUUGCUCUGACUAUAAUGAGGAUUCUCCCACACAGCCCACAUUGCCAAAAAGAGGGCUUUUCCUGAAGGAGGAACAUUUUAAGAACAGUCUGAGAGGCAGUGACAGAAAGAAGCACAUGGCUGAUCUGAAGCCCGAGAUGAGCAGAAGCACCCCCUCGCUGGUGGACCCGCCCGACAGAUCCAAGCUUUGCCUGGUGUUACGGUCUUCCUACUCCAACAGCCCUUCCGCUGCCAGCCAGUCCUAUGAGUGUUUGCACAAGGUGGAGGAUGGGAACAUGGAAAACACAGUCCAAAGUCAUAUUAAGGAAAUCUCUUCCAGCCUGGGCAGGCUCAGUGACUGCCACAAAGAGAAACUUCCGCUUAAAAAGCUACACAAGACCUCAGAAGAGGCGCCUCUGUGCCGAACACCCAAGCGGGCAGCUGGUUCAGGCAAGAAAGCUGAAAACACGAAGAGCUCAGUGGUACCCAAUGGACUGCCUUCUGGUGCUUCCAAGGCCCCAGAGGGACCAGAAACAGAUUCAGCUUCCACCUCCUCCCUGGAGCUGGGUAACCAGAGAAGCCGGAGAGCCAAGCGGCCAGUGCAGUCAGAGACAUCCCACUCACCACCAUUCACUCAGAGCAGCGACUCCCUCAUCGGCUCAGACAGCUCGUCUCCCAUACCCCUGCUUUCAAAACACGAAAGCAAAAAAGAUUACUCCUCUUCCCCAAGUCACGUCACCAGGAACGGUCAGGUCGUGGAGGCCUGGUACGGCUCCGAUGAAUACCUAGCACUGCCCUCCCACCUUAAGCAGACAGAAGUAUUAGCUCUCAAGUUGGAAAACCUAACAAAGCUUCUGCCUCAGAAACCCAGAGGAGAGACCAUUCAGGAUAUUGAUGACUGGGAAUUGUCUGAAAUGAAUUCAGACUCUGAGAUCUAUCCGACAUACCAUGUCAAGAAGAAACACACAAGGCUGGGCAGGGUGUCCACGAGCUCAUCCAGUGACCUAGCCUCCUCACUGGGAGAGAGCAUUGAAUCUGGGCCCCUGAGUGACAUUCUUUCUGAUGAGGAGUUGUGCAUGCCUCUCUCUGGCUCGAAAAACUACACUGACAGGAAGUCAGAGACAGCCUCUUCCUCCGAGAAAAAUGAGAGCCAUUCUGCUGCAAAAGCUGCUUUAAUUCAGAAACUAAUGCAAGAUAUUCAACAUCAAGACAACUACGAAGCCGUGUGGGCAAAAAUAGAGGGGUUUGUCAACAAACUAGAUGAAUUCAUCCAGUGGUUACACGAAGCCAUGGAAACCACUGAGAAUUGGACUCCCCCUAAAGCAGAGACUGACGGCCUUAAACUGUACCUGGAGACGCACUUGAGCUUUAAGUUGAACGUAGAUAGUCACUGUGCUCUCAAGGAAGCCGUGGAGGAGGAAGGACACCAACUUCUCGAGCUCAUUGCAUCCCACAAAGCAGAAGGCCUGAAGGAUAUGCUGCGGAUGAUCGCCAGUCAGUGGAAGGAGCUGCAGAGGCAAAUCAGACGGCAGCACAGCUGGAUUCUGCGGGCUCUGGAUGCCAUCAAAGCCGAGAUCCUGGCUACUGAUGUGUCUGUGGAGGAUGAGGGAGGCACUGGAAGCCCCAAGGCUGAGGCUCAACUAUGCUACCUGGAAGCACAAAGAGAUGCUGUUGAGCAGAUGUCCCUCAAGCUGUAUAGUGAGCAGUACACCAGCAGCAGCAAGAGAAAAGAAGAGUUUGCUGAUAUGUCAAAAGUUCAUUCACUGGGAAGCAAUGGGCUUCUGGACUUUGAUUCAGAACAUCAGGAGCUCUGGGAUUGGCUGAUUGACAUGGAGUCCCUUGUGAUGGACAGCCACGACCUGAUGAUGUCAGAGGAGCAGCAGCAGCAACUUUACAAGCGAUACAGUGUGGAAAUGUCCAUCAGGCACCUGAAAAAGACGGAGCUGCUGAGUAAGGUUGAAGCUUUGAAGAAAGGUGGCGUUUUACUACCAAAUGAUCUCCUUGAAAAAGUGGAUUCAAUUAAUGAAAAAUGGGAACUGCUUGGGAAAACCCUUGGAGAGAAGAUCCAGGACACAAUGGCAGGGCACAGUGGGUCGGGCCCACGUGACCUGCUCUCUCCUGAAAGCGGAAGCCUGGUAAGGCAGCUGGAGGUCAGGAUCAAAGAACUGAAAGGGUGGCUAAGAGAUACAGAGCUUUUCAUCUUCAAUUCCUGUCUGAGACAAGAAAAGGAAGGAACAAUGAAUGCUGAGAAACAACUGCAAUACUUUAAGUCCCUCUGUCGGGAAAUCAAGCAGCGUCGCCGAGGAGUGGCCUCCAUCCUGCGAUUGUGCCAGCAUCUCCUGGAUGACCGGGACACCUGCAAUCUGAAUGCAGACCACCAGCCCAUGCAGCUGAUCAUCGUAAAUCUUGAAAGAAGGUGGGAAGCCAUUGUCAUGCAAGCCGUCCAGUGGCAAACGCGGCUACAAAAGAAGAUGGGCAAGGAAUCUGAAGUUCUGAAUGUGAUUGAUCCUGGCCUGAUGGACCUAAAUGGCAUGAGUGAGGAUGCCCUGGAAUGGGAUGAAAUGGACAUAAGCAACCAGUUAAUUAGUUUGAAUGAAGACUCAAAUGACCUUGACCAAGAACCCCAACCUGUCCUGCCUUCCUUGAAGCUUGAAGAGACAAGUAGUGAGGACCCUGGUUAUGAAGAGGAGGCGGGUGACCACGGGGGAUCUCAGUAUGCCACCAAUGUUACCGCCCCCUCCAGUCCACACAUUUACCAGGUGUAUAGCCUACACAAUGUUGAACUCUACGCAGACAGCCACAUGCCGUUUCUGAAGAACAACCCGAAGUUCACUGGCAUGACACAGCCCAGUGUUUUAACCAAGAGUCUCAGCAAAGACUCCUCAUUUUCAUCCACCAAAUCUUUGCCAGAUCUUCUAGGGGGUUCCAACUUGGUAAAGCCCUGCUCAUGCUAUGGAGGAGACAUGAGUCAGAAUUCAGGCAGUGAGAGUGGAAUCGUCAGUGAAGGAGACACUGAAACCACGACCAACUCUGAAAUGUGUUUGCUCAAUGCAGUGGAUAGGUCCCCCAGUAACCCUGAAACUGAACAUCUGGACCCACAAAUGGGAGAUGCAGUUAACGUGUUAAAGCAAAAAUUUAAAGAUGAGGAGGGAUGCAUUAAACUUCCAAAUAGCUCUCAGUCAUCCAUUUCACCAGUGGGUUGUGUAAAUGGAAAAGUUGGAGAUUUAAACAGUGUUACCAAACAUACCCCUGAUUGUUUGGGAGAAGAAUUACCAGGAAAACAUGAUGUGUUUACAUUUUAUGAUUACUCAUACCUCCAAGGCUCAAAACUCAAAUUACCAAUGAUAAUGAAACAGUCACAAAGUGAAAAAGCACAUGUGGAAGAUCCCCUUCUUCGUGGUUUUUAUUUUGAUAAAAAAUCCUGCAAAUCUAAACAUCAGGCUACAGAGUUACAAUCAGAUACACCUCCCCAUGGAAGGAUCUUGGCAAGUGCAUCCCAUGAAAUGGAUCGCAAUUUGUAUAAAAGUGGUGAACUAGAGAAGACACUCACGGGCAUGCACAACGCCAAACAGCUCUCCCUCGUGUCUCGCAGUUCAUCUAUUGAGUCUGUUUCUCCAGGGGGGGAUUUAUUUGGAUUGAGCAUCUUUAAAAAUGGCAGUGACGGCCUCCAGCGAAGCACUUCGUUAGAAAGUUGGUUGACAUCCUAUAAAAGCAAUGAAGAUCUUUUCAGCUGCCAUAGCUCUGGGGACCUAAGUGUGAGCAGUGGUUCAGUUGGUGAGCUGAGUAAAAGGACAUUAGAUCUCCUGAAUCGUUUGGAGAACAUCCAGAGCCCCUCGGAGCAAAAGAUGAAGCGAAGCGUCUCUGACAUCACUCUCCAGAGCAGUUCCCACAAGAUGUCCUUCACUGGCCAGACGUCCCUGGACAUGGCCUCUUCCAUCAACGAAGACUCGGCGGCAUCUCUUACAGAACUGAGCAGCAGUGAUGAGCUCUCCCUUUGCUCAGAGGACAUUGUGUUGCACAAGAACAAGAUCCCAGAGUCGAAUGCAUCAUUCAGGAAGCGCCUGAACCGCUCGGUGGCUGAUGAAAGUGAUGUCAAUGUCAGCAUGAUCGUUAAUGUCUCUUGCACUUCGGCGUGCACGGACGACGAAGACGACAGCGACCUCCUCUCCAGCUCCACACUCACCUUGACGGAAGAAGAGCUGUGUAUCAAAGAUGAAGAUGACGACUCCAGCAUCGCCACGGAUGAUGAAAUUUAUGAAGACUGCACCUUGAUGUCAGGGCUGGACUACAUAAAGAACGAACUGCAGACCUGGAUUAGGCCUAAAUUGUCCUUGGCAAGAGAUAAGAAACGGUGUAAUGUCAGUGAUGAAGGGAAGGGCAGUAAAGAUGUGAGUAGCAAUGAGAUGACCCAUCCCUCUGAUACCCUGAACAUUGAGGCCCUCCUGAAUGGCUCCAUAAAACAUCUCUCUGAAAAUAAUGGAAAUGCUAAGAACGCACCCCAUACCUGUGAGUUAGGGACAAAGGGUGAAAAUAAGAAAACCAUUUUCAAAGUUAAUAAAGAUCCAUAUGUGGCGGAUAUGGAAAAUGGCAACAUUGAAAGCACUCCAGAAAGGCAGAAGGGCAAAAUGAAUGGGAUUGCAAAGGGAUCGGAAAAUCUUGGUUCCAAUGAGGAAAAGAUCUCAGAGAGUGAACCCUGUAAGUGUUCAGCAUUCAUGGAUAGUUCGGGUGGUUCGAGUGUUGCUGGAAAGGACUUUGUUCCCCAAACUGUCAGACAUCUUUCAAAGAAAUGUCAAGAUCACCCCCAUUUUGAAAAUCAAAGUGCUGAUUCCACUCCUACUGAGCAGUCUUGCCCAGAACUAGCUGUAGAAAGCAGAGUUAACAACAGACAAGACUGUGAUGUUCCCAAAUCUUCAUCUAAUGACACAUCAAGUUCGGCUGCAAAAUCUGCUGGCUGCUGCCUAGCACUUGAACAAAACGAUACUGAGGAAAAUGCUUCUCUCAGCGAUGGCACUUCCUGUUGCAACUGUGAGACAGAUGUUCUCCAUCACAAAGAGGCUGAAGACUGCUCAGUACAUGACUUUGUGAAGGAAAUCAUUGGCAUGGCUUCUACAGCCCUAAAAAGUAAAUCCCAACCUGAAAACGAGGUGGCUGCUCCCACUUCAUUAACUCAGAUCAAGGAGAAGGUGUUGGAGCAUUCUCACCGACCCCUCCAGCUGAGAAAAGGAGACUUUUAUUCCUACUUGUCUCUCUCAUCUCAUGACAGCGAUUGUGGGGAGGUCACCAAUUACGUAGACGAGAAAAGCAACACUCCAUUGCCGCUGGACACUGCAGACUCCGGCUUAGAUGAAAAGGAAGACAUUGAAUGUUUCUUUGAGGCCUGCGUUGAGGAUGACCGUGAUCGAGAGGAGCCCUGUUUCUCAAGUGCUCCUCCCAGUGAAUCCCCAGUUCCUGAGAAAGCUACAGGGCCCCUACAAGCUCCAGCAAGCUCUCCUAAGACCAGGGAUCCUUGUCUCUUAGCUGAUGGUGCAGACACGUUGGCUCUUUCAAGGCCUGCCCCUCAGAAAGAAAUGAGUGUCAGAAAGGAAGUGGAUGGUUUACCCCAAACUUCCAAAAGCGACACAGAAAGCUCAGAGCUGACUGCUUCAGGACGAGGUGAUGCAAAGGAGAGUGCAGGAAAAGCAAGUACAUCUGGAACGCUAGAAGAACACGAUGCUACGGCAGCCAGAUCUGAAGUUGAAGACCUCUCCUUGCAAAAACACCAGGCAAAAGCCAAGACUGCGUUGCCUCCCAGCCCCAAAGCUAUAAUCUGUAAAGAAAAGCUUCUCAACAUUCAUGAAGUACGACACAGAAAUAUGCAUAGAUAGAAUGUGUGCCCCCAGCAUGGAAAUCAUCUCACGAAAGAUAAGCCUGGCUGCAUCUCAGGGGUGGCCCCAUCCUCCUGCCCUGGGCUGGUCUCCGGUUGCAUCCCGUUGUCACUGCCGUACGUUACAUGGACUUCCCGAGAUGAAGCUUCCUCCUGAUGCUGUCUGUCCACUGAGCCUUGGGAUCCGGAUGCGUGUGCCGGUUCUCCUAGGUGACCGUCUUUGAAGCUGAGCAGAGCUGCUCGUUCCUCCCGUGGAGCCCCUGUCCCAAGCUACCUCUGCCACCCACCCCCUCCUGCCAGCCACUUCUGUUUGUCUCCUCUCCCCACCCCAUCUGCUCUUUAAACUUCUGCAGUUCACCGAAUUGAUGGUCCAUUCAAUUCACUUGUCUGGAAUGCCCCCCCACCCCCCA